This is a messenger RNA of Terrapene triunguis (Three-toed box turtle), 630 nucleotides long. Its product is annotated as tctex1 domain-containing protein 1-like. Gene Ontology annotation, biological process: microtubule-based movement. The coding region runs from base 1 to 630 and encodes 209 amino acids. NCBI's taxonomy places the organism in Eukaryota, Metazoa, Chordata, Testudines, Emydidae. Gene Ontology annotation, molecular function: dynein intermediate chain binding. The record is from RefSeq and is a predicted model, not a curated record. Gene Ontology annotation, cellular component: cytoplasm; cytoplasmic dynein complex. The transcript has 4 exons.
AUGGGGCAACCCGCUGCUUCCAAAGAAUUGGUCCAAACCGACAUUCGUCCAAAGAUACUGAGGCAACAAAACAACACUCAGAUGAAUGCCAGGAAACCAAAAGACCCAAAGGCCUCAAAGGAAAGAGUGACAGGUGCUAAAAAAGUCACCUUCAAUGCAGCAGGAAGAGAAGAAAGGGCCGUCUCUAAAUCUAAGCCAAACCGAGCCACUAUGAAAAACAAGUCAAGACUCCAGAUCUCUCGUCACAAGCCCAUCACCAUCAUCAAUGAGAAGAUUCCAGUCUCGUCUGCAAUACCGAAAGAGAAAUUCUCUUGUGGCAGAGCAGAAGAGCUACUAAGAGAAUAUUUACCAACCAAACUUGCCAACGUUACUUAUGAGCCUGCAAAAUGUGCCAGCCUCACUAUUGCUUUAAGUGAAGAAAUAAAACACUUGGUCAAGCAAGUCACUCCUCCUCGGUAUAAGUUAGUUGUCAACGUCACCAUUGGAAACAAAAGCAAAGAUGAGACUGUGGAUAUAGUGGUGACUAGCCAGUGUCUGUGGGACCCUCAUUCAGAUAACUUCACAUCCUCCCAGUACGUGAAUGAGACACUUUUUUGUGUUGUUUUGGUACAUGCUGUUUAUUUCGAGUAA